Messenger RNA from Bacidia gigantensis, 2553 nucleotides. RefSeq lists its product as uncharacterized. Lineage: Eukaryota; Fungi; Ascomycota; Lecanoromycetes; Lecanorales; Ramalinaceae. The record is from RefSeq and is a predicted model, not a curated record. The transcript is spliced from 4 exons. Bases 1 to 2553 code for a protein of 850 amino acids.
AUGGCACCCACGACCACAGGCACUCCAUCUCCAGCGCCCACCAAGACAGCAGCGACGACUGACUGGUCUGAGUAUAUCGGUACUAUUGCGACAUCUCUGACGCCACUCCUCACCCUAUUUGGCGAGCUGGCCACAAAGCAAUUCCUUUCCGUAUCCAUGGGAUGGGCCGACAACAUCUUGCUUGCUAUGGGGCCUAUUGGCAUUAUUACUAUCGUUGUAAGUGCCAUUCGUAUUGGUGGGUCUCGGGCGUUCAAAGCGAUAAUUGGAAGAAGCCGUGAGGCGCGAGUAACUGCAGAGCAAGAGUUCUUGUCAUCAACCUCCGAUGAGGUUUGCGAACUCUGGAGUGGCCGUGGAGUUGUUCGCGUGACAGAUAAGCCGACCGAUAUGAAAGAUCUGGUGAUAUUGCGCUCUACGGAAUUGAGUCCCCGCGAAAGGCUGCAUUCAGGGAUUAUUGAUAUCAAUGAAGCAUGGAAGAAGAAACUUUUCGAGGUUAAUUCUCAACCGGCAUCGAAAGUGAAUGAUCUGGAUGUUGCAAAGAUCGCCCUGCAAGCCCCAUGCAUUGCGUUGAAUGUGGGAGGCACUAUCAUUGACCCCAAAGAAUUAUGGUUCUGGGCGCUCAUAGGUGUUCUUCUUCAGUCUCUGGUUUUAAUAUUCCCAGCUCUCGCUACUUACGACUGGAAGUUGCCCCGGAAAGGCGUCCCGGUACCGAAAUUUGCCUAUGCUUGUUUUGUGGCCGGAACUGUGUCAGUAGUGAUCGGAUUGCUUGGUUGUGGUCAUGUCGUCGAAGCUUCAACUACAGACCAUACGUUUAAGCCAUCCGAGGACGGCAAAAAGAAGAUUCAGCGAAUCCUUCGCGUGCAGAAGGAAUGCACGGUCGGCGGCCAGCAUUUCCCAGCGUUCGCGAUCGUGAAUCACUCAGAAAACAAGCUCAUUCGAACCUCCCGUCUGAAUGCUAGAAUUCAACACCCUUGGUUAGCCGUUUCUACCCUUGCUGCUCUUGCCGGGUAUAUCGUGCAAUUUGUAGGCAUCGGCUCUCUGCAUUGGUCUGCAACCAUUGCCGUACUUGGAUGCAGUGUUUUCAUGACGGUAAUCAGAGCGUGGGUGCGCCGAGGCCUUGCAAGAGACCCUAUAUGCCUUCCAGUUCCGACGGAAGAAAAAGAAUUAGUAUGGCUCGGCCUGCAUAUCGGUCUAGAUGACUGGGAACAACUUUGGGAAAGACGCAACGAGGUCUCGGUAUCCUCGCGAGAUUGUGAGUGGGGACUAUUGACUGGCUUCAUCGAGCCUAGACUGGAAAAUGGCUCACCUGUAUGUGACUCAUUUAUUAAGGAUACGAAGAGCACAAAGCGUUGGGGAAAUCCUACUGAUGAUGCGACCAAAUACGUACGUCAACUGAACGGCCUGUCUGGCCAACUACUCGUUCUAGGGUUUGCUUCUCCAGCUGCCUUAAUGGCAUCAAAGAAAUCUGCUGAGGCAAAAGCGAUCGUGGAUCUAAUUGCAGGACCAACAAAUCUUUCUCUGGGCCAAUACGCCGUUGUAGCCUCCAAAGUAGCUGCCGCGAUGGAUGGGAUCAUGAAAACUUUGAUAGAAGAUCGUGGCGUCGAAUGGAAAGGAAACGGACCCCCUUGGAGCCUUGAAAAAUGGCAGAUCGAGGUACAAAAGAGCUCUGGUGUGAAGACAGAUUGGUUCGUAAGUACCGGCACUGAGAACGCCAAAAUGACCGACGACCUUAUUGCAGGUCUUUCCCUUUGGAUGUAUUCUCUCAUGUGUGGUCAGGACACUCUGGGUCGUAUAAAAGACGACCAAGAGCUAAAGCUAUCUGAUAUGGCGGCACGGGCUCAUGUGAAAGAUGAAAAUGAGUUUGAAUUGACUGAUUCCGCAGCAUUGGGAUCUAGAAAAGAUGACAAUAAUCUGGAACUCUCUGACCUCGCGCCAUUGCAAAAUUUGACGCCCGGAGUUAAAGACAACUUCAUACGAAUUGUAGGUAAUACCGAAAACAGCACGAUAGCGGAACUUGAAAGCUGGAUAAAACACGGCUGGGUUGCCUCAUUCAAGACUGUCCCUUGCUACGGCAACGGCGAUUUUGACCGCGGCAACACGUGGACUGGGCGGAAAUGGCCUGUGUUUGGCCUUUACUAUUCGGCUUCAUUUACAAUGCAACCACAUCCUAGCGAAGAGACUCAGCAAAACUUUACGUUCCGAGCAGCAGACGUCAAGCCGCAUACGCAGGACAUAAUCUGCCCUGCUGAAGACCCGCUACACUCUGUCGAAAUCGAGUGCGCUUUAGAAAUACUAUCCUUGUUCAUGCUAUCAAUCUCUAUGUGCGUGAAAGAGGUCAAAGGCAACACAAGAUCGACCCCUCACAGGAUAACGAACUCCCUUUUUGAAGCUCUAGCCGAUCAGAUCGUCAAGUCACAACUCGUCGAAGAUAUUCCGCAGGCUCUGGUGUACGUCAUUCCUGCAUUUGCCAAGUUUGGAUUACUUCCCAAAGUUCAGACUUCUUCAACCCAAGCUCCGAACGGAACCGCGACUGUGGACAGCAAUGCUCCGGCUUAA